Messenger RNA from Schizophyllum commune H4-8, 364 nucleotides. RefSeq lists its product as uncharacterized. Bases 9 to 260 code for a protein of 83 amino acids. The transcript has a single exon. Lineage: Eukaryota; Fungi; Basidiomycota; Agaricomycetes; Agaricales; Schizophyllaceae. The record is from RefSeq and is a predicted model, not a curated record.
UGCGAGAGAUGCUUGUCCUGCGCCUUCACAACGCUCAAACCUCGACCCUGUCCCUCUCUCGUCGCGUAACCCCGCUCACUCCAACAAUUCGCGCCGCCCUGCCCGAGUCUCCUCAACGUCGCCCAUGCAUGGAGCCAGCCGAUAUCGAUAUGCCUCAUCAGGCAGCAAGCUCCAUCCGUCCGCUCCACCGAGCGAUAAUCGAUGGAAAACCCCCCCAGCCCAUGGCGCGCAGUGCCACCGACCCUGCAACGACGCGAUAGAGUUGUCAGCCUGGAACUUCGACCGAAAGUUCCUGCAACACGAUCGUUUCACCACACAGGAACGCCCGCGCCGCGGAUAUCCAUCGAAGGGUGUUCCGCCUGUC